UUCCGAUACAAGCUCCUAGGCGUUAAUCUCGUCGCUCAGGUCGACUUUUCCCACCUCCAGCCCUCCCUCAGAUUCCUCAGGCAAUUGACGCCCCUCAAGAGACCUCAUUUCUGACUGGCAGAGGCGGCGCAGCGGCAGCAGCAGCAGCAGGCAUGAAAACAAAGCGGAGAAAAACGCGAGUGUGUAAAAGUAACGUCUUCGGCCUACGAUGACGUCGCAUCGCCACUGUCAACCAAGAGAAGUUGCUUCUGACUUCCGCAUCUUGCUGCUUUUGGACCCGGGGCCGCCUCCGGAAGGGCGGAACGAUCGACGCUGGCAGGGCCUGGGAGCGAACCCCAAAUGGCGGAGUCUGCGGAGGAACAAGAGGCGGAUUUAGAUGCCUUCCUAGACAAAUUCCGGGGCCCUCAGCGCUAUGAGGGGGCAUUCAGUCCACAGAACUGGGAGCAGGAAUUUGACCAGAUUCCAGUGUUCAUGAAGAAAGCUCCUUCUGAAAUAGAUUCUGAGCAGAAUCCUGACCUGGCAUGUCUUCAGUCUAUUAUUUUUGAUGAAGAACAAACUCCUGAAGAGCAAGCCAAGACCUAUAAGAAUGAGGGCAAUGAUUAUUUCAAGGAAAAGGAUUAUAAGAAGGCUGUGAUAUCCUAUACUGAAGGACUAAAAAAGAAAUGUAAUGACUUAGAAUUGAAUACCAUACUUCAUACGAACAGAGCUGCUGCCCAGUUUUAUUUGGGUAAUUACCGCUCUGCUCUCAAUGAUGCUAUUGCAGCAAGAAGACUGAAACCCAACCACCUCAAGGCAAUAACAAGAGGAGCGCUGUGCCAUUUGGAGCUCAAACAUUUUUCUGAAACCAUGAUGUGGUGCGAGGAGGGGUUGAGAAUAGAUCCCAAAGAAAAGAAACUUCUAGAAACGAGAACUAAAGCUGACAGACUAAAGCGUACUGAAGAGAGGGAUUUCAGAAAAGCUAAAUUGCAAGAGAAGAGGGAACAAUCUCAGAAGGAGGCCUUACUGAAAGCCAUCAAGGAUCGGAAUAUCAAAUUGUCUCCAGCAUCCUCUAAGGAUGACACUGUGAUAUCAGCAGGCCUGGCUGAGAUAUCUUUAGAUGGGCUCAGCUCAGAAAAUGAUGUUGGUGCCAAAGUCUGUCUAGAUGAGAAUGGCAGUCUAACUUGGCCGGUGCUGUUCUUGUAUCCUGAGCAUGGGCAAACUGACUUCAUCUCUGCUUUUCAUGAAGAAUCAAGAUUUAUUGACUAUUUAAUGGUCAUGUUUGAAGAACUACCUCCCUGGGAUAUAGAAAAAAAGUAUAUUCCGAGUGAACUAGAGCUUUAUUAUGAGGAUGAAGAAAGAGGAGAGAUAUACCAGAUAGGCACGGAAACAACAUUGUUACAAGCGCUGCAGCACCAAAGGUACUUCAUAAAAGCUGGGACUCCUACCUUUUUGGUUUUGGUCAAACUUUCUCCUUUCUCUAGAAACUACUUCUUUGGAAAGAAGGUUCACCAUCUAAAGUGAAUGCGCAUGAAUUCUUUUUGGGGGAGAACACCCCCCCCCCGCAUAUUGGAACAAGCCCUCUUGAGAUUUAUAAACUGGAAAGAUGGAACAUUUUGUAUGUACAUAUUUUCUUCUACAAUCAAGAUGACAGUUGUUACGACACGUGUUCUUGGGAACUUGUGUGUGUGAACUUGCCAGCCACAUGUCCCAUGAAACACACGUUGAGCGGAGGGGGAUGUUUUGCUAGGGAUAAAACUAAGCGCUUUGCCCUGAAAUGUGCCUAAAUGGUGUGUGUAUAUCCAAGAAAUGCAGGUCCAAACCAGACUAAUGCAAAGCUUUCUUGUAUUGAGAAAAGAGAUGAAUAGUAUUACAAAAUUACUGGGUGCGUGGCAGCAUUAAUCAUUAAUAUCCUAACCCAUUCAUAACUUCAAACUAAGAGUUUAAAGGACCCUAUUACUAUAAAGAGUGACAGGUAGGAGAGAUUACCUAUCGUAGUCCAGGAGUGGGCAGUUGAAUACAGCUGAAGUGAUGUGGAAGAGCUCUGACCCAAAACCAGGAAGGAUUUUGUUUGUCUCAAGGCUGGUGCCAAGACACAAAAUCCCUUCCUGGUUCUGUCCCUGCCGUCCCUCGCUUUGAGAGCGUAGUUACACGUGUUGGAGCUCAGAUUGCCAUUACCCCCUCCUUCAGCGCAAACCUCUUUUUUUUCUCUCUCAUCCCCCUGCAAAGGAAGGGUCUGGGUAUGAGGUGAUUUUGUGUGUGUGUGUUUCUAGCUGAUGCUGAGAAACUCAGGCUACUUUCUUUGAACAAUGGGAUUGUUCUGCUAGAAGUCUGCCAAAGAAGAAGAAAACAAUUAUUUCAGUUUCUCUUAGUUGUUUUUGUUACUUCCAAACUGGCCUUGUUGUCCUUUACACUGUACCUCAGGAACGCAUAACCAGCAAAACAAAGGGUGUGUGGGGUGGGAGUUAUAGUUCAGCAGGCUCCAGGACCUUGCACCUAACACAGUUUACUAGACCUGUUUCCUAAUCCUAGCCUAUACAAAACUCCCCUGCAAAAGAAUGAAAUAUUUGUGCUACAGAACCAGCACUGGCACUUCCAUUCACAUUUCCUCUUGUAUUACAAAAUAAUUUCGGUGAAUAAGCCUCAUUAUUCACAUUUUCUUAAAAGUAAAGGAAUAGAUCAAAACUGCUCAUACUUUUAAGUAAAAAACUGUUCCACCUCCACUGUCAGAGGCAAUAUGCCUCUGAAUACCAGCUGCUACUUAUCACAGGUGGGGAGAGUGCUGUUACACUCAGGUCCUGCUUGCGGGCUUGCCAUGGGCAUCUGGAUGGCCACUGUAAGAACAGGAUGCUGGACUAAAUGGGCUUCUUUGGCAUGAUCCAGCAGGGUUAUGCUUAUGUUAUCUACCUAGAUAUUUAAAACACUGAAUUUUGCUUGAGAGAAACAGAUUUUUGGUCUGAAUAUUUGGUUAGUUUUCAAAGUAUCCAGGUUGCCAUAAGUUCUGUUAAUUUCAGAGGGGUUUUUACUUGCAGACCAACUUGGCAUAUAACUUUGCAGCUGUAAGUACCGUAAAUUAAGUGUUUUGGGUGUUGGGGAACAUACGUCCAAUGCUAUACAAGUAUAGCUAAAAAUGCUGUUUUAAGAAGGUUUGGAAUGUGUGGGGCCUCCUAAUUGCCUACCCUCUGUUGUUACUCAUAGCCACAGAGAUUAAACCACAGUUGUGAUUUCUUUACCACUGUCUUUUGCACUUCAGCAAAGGAAUGUGGAGCUCAUUGUUGAGAGCUGUGCAGUUUUAUUGACUUUUCUGUGCCUAGAUCACAUUAACCUCUUGAAAAUAAACAGUUUAAAAAGGUGA
Messenger RNA from Rhineura floridana, 3331 nucleotides. It is a transcript of the gene TTC4, whose product is annotated as tetratricopeptide repeat domain 4. The transcript is spliced from 10 exons. The record is from RefSeq and is a predicted model, not a curated record. Lineage: Eukaryota; Metazoa; Chordata; Lepidosauria; Squamata; Rhineuridae. The coding region runs from base 340 to 1500 and encodes 386 amino acids. Gene Ontology annotation, molecular function: Hsp90 protein binding.